AAAACACACACACACACAUUGAAAACCCCUAAACCCAUAGUAGGAGUACUAGUAGUCGUACUUACUGGUUUCUCAAUGCCAAAAUGAGAAGAAGCUCUAGUAUCGGAAGAAAUCUCCCGUACUCCAUAAACCUAUCCAAUGCCACCGCCAAACAAACCCUAAUCCCCUACUGUACUUCCUCCGCCGGCGGCGAUGGCGGGGAUGGACGAGGACGAGGCCGGGGCAGCUUUCCUCGGUUUGACUUCACCGCACCGCGAGCUCCGGGCCAGCCACAGACCGAUGUCUCCAAACCCGAUCCUGACGAAUCUCCGUCGCCUUUAGGCCAUGGCCAUGGCCGUGGCAAACCCGUCGCUUCAUCCCCAAUUCUCCCGUCCUACUCCUCUUUCGUUUCCUCGUUCAAGCCUCCUUCUGCGGCGGCCCGGGGCGCACCUUCCGAUCCAAUUCCGGCCCCACCCGGCGCCGAACAAACGUCUCCGGAGGAGGUCAAGGUAACCGAACCCAAGAAACCCAUUUUUUUCAGAAGGGAGGAUGUUCUGGACUCUGUGCAAUCUAAUGUCCUAGAUGGCGACGUUUCGGACGCGGGGAAGAAUCGUCUCCCAGAUAAUAUCGCAUCGAUGCUGACCGGUGCAGGUAGGGGACAAAUAAGAAGGCAACCGUCGGGCCCAGAGAUACAAACUAAGGAAGUGAACCGGCAUAUUCAGCCCCCCAAGGCUCAGGGUCCGGCAACUGAAAGACGAGCAGAACUGAAAAUGAGUCCGGAGCAGGCAGUGAAGCAUGCAUUGGGGGUGUUGGCGCGGGAUUCGGACGGUGUCGAUGUUGGAGAAGGUGGAAGAGGUGGAGGUAGAGGGAUGAGAGGAAGAGGCAGCCGGGGCCGAGGAAGAGGGACCGGAAGAGGGAGGGGUAGGUUUGAGGAUUCGGAGGACGAGAACGAGAAGGCGUUGUUCGGUGACGGUGCUGAAGCGGAGAACAUGGCAGAGAAGUUGGCCGAGAAGUUUGGAACUGAAGUUAUGAGCAAAUUUACUGAAGGAUUUGAAGAGAUGGGUGAUAGGGUACUACCUUCUCCGAUUGAUGACGCCUAUCUGGAUGCUCUAGACGUGAAUUAUAAGAUAGAGUUUGAACCAGAGUAUAUGAUGGGAGAUUUUGAGAAUAACCCAGACAUAGACGAGAAGCCACCUAUUUCUCUUCGAGAUGCACUCGAGAAGGCGAAACCGUUCUUGAUGGCUUACGAGGGAAUUGAAAGCCAAGAAGAGUGGGAGGAAAUCAUGAAAGAGACAAUGGAGAGAGUACCAUUGUUGAAGGAGAUUGUUGAUUACUACAGUGGACCGAAUAGGGUUACUGCAAAGAAACAACAAGAAGAAUUAGAACGCGUUGCUAAAACUCUUCCUGUAAGGGCUCCUGAUUCUGUAAAGCAAUUCACUGAUCGUGCAGUACUUUCACUCCAGAGCAACCCUGGCUGGGGAUUUGACAAGAAAUGUCAGUUUAUGGAUAAGUUGGUGUGGCGGAUGUCGCAGCAGUACAAGUAAGCUAAAAAGUACUCAUUUUAUGGCAGAUUUUACAUGCUGAACCUGAACCGAUUACAGGGAUGGUUUGACCGUCUUAAUAGGUAAAUUUUGUGCUCAGUUAAUGCGUUCAACUUAUAUUUUUUUCAAAAGAAUUUCUUGUCAAACUAUAUUGCAUUGUGGCACACAGGAAAUGGAAAUUUUCUUAAUUUUUUAUAAUAAUAAUUUUGAUAAUGUAUUCGACAUGGCA
Messenger RNA from Humulus lupulus (European hop), 1749 nucleotides. RefSeq lists its product as uncharacterized. The record is from RefSeq and is a predicted model, not a curated record. NCBI's taxonomy places the organism in Eukaryota, Viridiplantae, Streptophyta, Magnoliopsida, Rosales, Cannabaceae. The coding region runs from base 84 to 1523 and encodes 479 amino acids. The transcript has 4 exons.